AUGUCUUUUAUUCAUACCGCAUCAGCAGAAUGUGCCAAGUCAGAACUGGAUAUUUUUGAAAUUCAACCGACGCAGACAAGUAUAGAAAAAAGUCUGUAUGUGGAGGUGCAACCAUUAGCAGCUAUCUCAGAUACAGCCCCACUUGAAUUUUACAUUGCAGGCAAUGGAGAAAGCUAUUUUGAUCUGAAUAAUACUCUGCUUUAUAUAACGUGUAAAAUUGUGAAACAAGAUAACACGCCAAUACCCGAUGAUGCACGCGUUAGCCUAAUUAAUUACCCGAUAGCUACGCUAUUCAAUCAAGUGGAUGUUACGCUGGGUGAUAGGCUUAUAUCGCAGUCCAACAACCUUUACACGUACCGUGCCUACAUUGAAACUAUUCUAAAUUAUAGCCGUGAUGCACUGUCUACUAAAUUCACAGCUGGCUUAUUUUACAUGGACACGGCGGGGCAGCAUAAUACACGUGUUUUAGGCGGUGAUAACAAAGGCUUUGCAAAACGUGCUCAAAUGACAGCGGGCAGUCGCACAGUGGAGCUACUGGGACACUUACACAGCGACCUCUUCUUUCAGGAGAAGUUUAUCAUCAACGGCGUAGACCUAAGAAUAAGACUCACACGGAAUAAAGACUCAUUCUGCUUAAUGUCUGCGGACCCUGAACCAUUCAAGAUACAAAUUCUGCAGGCUUCGCUGUUUGUGAAAAGGGUGCAAAUCUCUGCGGCUGUACGCAUAGGCCAUGCCCAAGGCCUUUUAGCCGGCCAUGCUAAAUACACUAUAAACAAUGAAGACAGAGUUGGAUUAAAAGUUUACAGCAUAGCUCAGGGGACCCGUGUCUGCAAUUUUGAGAAUUUAUUUUUGGGGCAAUUACCAAAAUUGUUAAUCAUCGGAUUUGUGGAUAAUGAUGCAUUUUCAGGAGCCUACGACAAGAACCCUUUGUUUUUCAGGCAUAACUUUGUAAAUUUUGCUGCGCUUUAUUUGGACGGCGAGCAAAUACCCGCAAAACCAUUCCAGCCUGACUUUGAAAACAGAAACGCUAUACGUGAAUACACAGCUCUUUUGCAAACAGCCGGUAAACAAAACACCGAUUCUGGAUUUCUUCUAAAUAGAGAUGAAUUUUUGGAUGGUUACACGCUCUUUGCGUUUGAAUUGUCAGCGGAUCACGAACAUGGAAACCAUUUCUCUCUGAUACGUAACGGCAACCUAAGAGCUGAAAUUCGCUUCUCUAGAGCUUUAGAGAGGACUGUCAACCUGAUAGCUUACGGCGUUUUUGAUAAUAUUAUUGAGAUAAACCAGCGACGUGAGAUUUUGUACGAUUACCUCUAA
Bombina bombina (fire-bellied toad) is the source of this 1317-nucleotide messenger RNA. RefSeq lists its product as uncharacterized. The transcript has 2 exons. Gene Ontology annotation, molecular function: ribonucleoside-diphosphate reductase activity, thioredoxin disulfide as acceptor. Gene Ontology annotation, biological process: deoxyribonucleotide biosynthetic process. The record is from RefSeq and is a predicted model, not a curated record. Gene Ontology annotation, cellular component: cytosol. NCBI's taxonomy places the organism in Eukaryota, Metazoa, Chordata, Amphibia, Anura, Bombinatoridae. The coding region runs from base 1 to 1317 and encodes 438 amino acids.